CGGGCGGGCGGGCGGCGCCAUGAACAGCGGCGGCGCCGGCAUCACCUACGCCAGCCGCAAGCGGCGGAAGCCCGUGCAGAAAACUGUAAAGCCAAUCCCAGCUGAAGGAAUCAAGUCAAAUCCUUCCAAGAGACAUAGAGAUCGACUUAAUACAGAGUUGGACCGUUUGGCUAGUCUGCUGCCUUUUCCACAAGAUGUUAUUAAUAAACUGGACAAACUUUCAGUUCUUAGGCUCAGUGUCAGUUACCUAAGAGCCAAAAGUUUCUUUGACGUUGCAUUAAAAUCCUCCCCUGCCAACAGAAAUGGAGGCCAGGAUAACUGUGGAGCACAGUUCAGAGAUCCCCUCGACUUACAAGAAGGAGAACUUUUAUUACAGGCUCUGAAUGGCUUUGUAUUGGCUGUCACUACAGAUGCUUUGGUCUUUUAUGUGUCUUCAACUAUACAGGAUUACCUGGGAUUUCAGCAAUCUGAUGUCAUACAUCAGAGUGUGUAUGAACUUAUCCAUACUGAAGAUCGAGCUGAAUUUCAACGGCAGCUCCAUUGGGCAUUCAACCCUUCACAGAAUUCAGACUCUGGUCAAGCAAUUCCUGAACCUCAUGGCCUCCCACAGCCAGGAGUCUCUUAUACCUCAGAGCAGCUUCCUCCAGAAAACUCUUCUUUCAUGGAGAGGUGCUUCAUUUGCCGACUAAGGUGCUUGCUGGAUAAUUCGUCUGGAUUUCUGGCAAUGAAUUUUCAAGGAAGAUUAAAAUAUCUUCAUGGACAGAACAAGAAAGGGAAAGAUGGGAUGCUACUUCCUCCUCAGCUGGCCCUAUUUGCUAUAGCUACUCCACUUCAGUCACCAUCCAUACUUGAAAUUCGAACCAAAAAUUUCAUUUUUAGAACCAAACACAAACUGGAUUUUACACCUAUUGGUUGCGAUGCCAAAGGGCAGAUUGUUUUAGGAUACACUGAAGCGGAACUGUGCACCAGAGGGUCAGGAUAUCAGUUUGUUCAUGCUGCAGAUAUGCUUUAUUGUGCUGAAUUCCACCUCCGGAUGAUGAAGACUGGAGAAAGUGGCAUGACAGUGUUCAGGCUUCUUGCAAAGCACAACCGGUGGACCUGGCUGCAGUCGAACGCACGUGUGGUCUAUAAAAAUGGAAGACCGGAUUACAUCAUUGCAACUCAGCGAGCUCUAACAGAUGAAGAAGGAAGAGAGCAUUUACGGAAGCGCAGCAUGACGCUGCCUUUUAUGUUCACCACCGGAGAAGCUGUGUUGUAUGAGGCGAGCAGCCCUUUUCCUCCCGUGAUGGAUCCCUUACCAAUACGGACUCGAAGCACCGCUGGUGGGCAAAACUCCGCUACCAAAGCUCUGGAGGACGCAGAUUCUCUCCACCCCAGUUCCCUCUUGGCGGCCAUAAUGCAGCAGGAUGAGUCUAUUUAUCAUUACCCUGCUUCAAGUGCUGUCCCUUUUGACACAAAUUUUUUUAACGAUUCUAUGAUUGAGUGCAGUAAUUGGCAAGACAGUAUUCUCCCAGUGGGAAAUGACAGUAUCCUGAAACAUCAGCCAAUUGGACAGACCCAGGAGAUGAACCCAGUGCUUUCUGGAGAUCAUGCAGGACCUUUUCUAGAUAAUAGAAAUAAUGAAUUAUACAGCAUUAUGAAAAACCUAGGCAUUGAUUUCGAAGAUAUCAAGCACAUGCAGAAUGAGGAAUUUUUUAGGACUGAUGUUUCUGGUGAGGUCGACUUCAGAGACAUAGAUAUAAGGGAUGAAAUACUGACAUAUGUCCAAGAUUCUUUAAGUAAGUCUCCAUUCCUGAGUGCAGAGCACCAGCAGCAACAGGCUGUCCCUCUUAAUGCAAGCUGUAUGGUACAAGAACGUCUUGAGUUAGAGCAGCAGCAGCAGCUGCAGCACCACGAAAAACAAAUAGUUGUGGAGCCACAACAAUUGUGUCAGAAAAUGAAACAUAUGCAAGUUAAUGGCCUGCCUGCAGACUGGAGCUCUAACUCAUCUGUGCCUUUCGGUUGUCCUCAGCAAGACCUCCAGCAGUAUAACAUGUUUCCAGAUGUACAUGGGGCGAAUCCAGAGUUUCCCUACAAAGCUGAGCUAGAGACUCUGCCUUACGUGCAGAACUUCACUCCCUGUGAGCAGUCUCUAUUACCCCAGCAUUCCAAGUGUACGCAAAUGGGGUUUCCCAUCGGGGAUUUUGAACCAUCCGUUUAUCCUACAGCUUCUAAUUUAGAAGAUUUUUCCAGUUGUUUACAAGCUCCUGAGAACCAAAGGCACGGAGUAAAUCCACAGUCCACCGUAGUGACUCCCCAGUCGUGUUUUGCCAGGGCCAUGUCAGCAUAUCAGUGCCAACCAGAACCUUCACGCAGCCACGUGGGUCAGAUGCAGUAUAGUGCGGCAGUUCCGGGCCCGCAGGCCUUUCUAAACAAGUUUCAAAGUGGAGGAGUUUUGAAUGAUGCAUACCCUGCUGAGGUAAAUACCCUAAGUAGCGCUCAGGCUGCCAUGCAUCUGUUUCAUCACCCGGCAGAAGCCAGACCUUUCCCUGACUCGACACCCAGUGGGUUCCUGUAACUCUAAGCCCAAAUUUCACCUUAAUUUUUGAUGAGUUUCUGAAGAAUCACAGAAUAAAAAAAUAAUAAAAAACCUGUCUGUGUUGGAUGCCAGCAAGUUCACAUGGCAGCAGUGAUGCAUGUUUUUCACAAUUCCAAACCAAAUUUUAACCAUGGCUUUUAUAACAUUCAGCAUUGUAUGGACUGUCAUUGUUAAAGCAGAAAAUGCUCGCAGAGUAGUGAGACCAUGUACAUUUCACAUCUUCUGGGUGCCACAAAAUAUGCAAAACUUAUUCAGAGGAACUUAAGACCCUUUGAAAUCGGGCAACUUUCUCCAUGUGAAUUAUUUCUUUCAGAAUAAAAGUGGAAUACUUCAAAUUUUGAACUUGUGGAUUUUCAUCAGUGGAAUACAUACCAAGUUAAAGACUAACUUAACUCUCUAUAUUUUUAGUCUCUGGUUUCUCACCUAUAACAUAAUUUGGAGUUUUGAAGAAAAGAUACUCUCAGUGCUUUUCUCCUGCAUUGUUAAUCAAAGUGCCUCACAUUUUUUCUACCUGUAACACUGUAGGAUGUAUAUUUAAAUAUUCUUUCCUUUUUUUAAAUUAAUAGCAUUCUGCACACAAAUAUUACUUAAAUUCCCUAAAAUCAGUCAUUUUAUUAAUUCAGGCACUUUUUACUGCACUACUCACCCACUGACUUCAGGUAAAGGGCAAAUAUUAAUAGGAUAACUAUUUAUUAUGUAAUAUAGUUGUUUCUGUGCUUUAAAUAUUGCUAUGUGCCUUAUGUUGAAAAAUUCCAAAGUAAAAUAUCUUUUUAAAUUCUCAUAAGUAUUAUAUAGAUACUAAGAUAGUAGCACUUAAAUUUCAACAGUGUUUUUCAAAAGAGAUAUACCACUGUUUACUGAAAUCUUCACAAUUGUAGUUGAAUGUUGCCAUAUGAAAAUCUGUUAAAUGCAACAAUGUUUAUUAAAUUAUAGUGAAAAGAGGCAGGUUUGUAUCUAGCUUUUUAGUUAUAUAAAGCAAAGCACUCAUCUUGAUGUGUAUAAAUUUUCUUUAAAAUGUCUUACAGCGUCACUUCUCAGCCUUUGGGCUAAGAUCAAGUGUAAAAUGUCUUAGAGUUAUAACCCUUUAUGAUAUGUUAUAUUGACUUUAUAAAUUUUACUUUUUAAAGCAGUGGAAACUUCUAAUACAUUUGAGGAAUUUUAAGGUUGAAGAUAAAAAUUUUCAGUGCGAAGUAUUGUGUUGAAUAAGAAGAAUGGUGCAUUGUACCACCAUAAUGAACAAAAUGACUCAUAAAGUACUGUCUACUUCACUUAAGAGUAGUCCAUACCUUCUAUAUGCACAUAAGUAACUUGGGCUUUGUGUAUACUUUAUCAGUGUGUUUUAAGAAAUCAAAUAGCGGGGCUGAGGAGAUAGCUCAGUGGUCUGAGUGCCUGCCUGACAAGUUCAAGGACCU
Octodon degus (degu) is the source of this 3990-nucleotide messenger RNA. It is a transcript of the gene Ahr, whose product is annotated as aryl hydrocarbon receptor. The coding region runs from base 20 to 2557 and encodes 845 amino acids. The record is from RefSeq and is a predicted model, not a curated record. Gene Ontology annotation, biological process: regulation of transcription by RNA polymerase II. Gene Ontology annotation, molecular function: protein dimerization activity; nuclear receptor activity; transcription cis-regulatory region binding. The transcript has 11 exons. Gene Ontology annotation, cellular component: nucleus; aryl hydrocarbon receptor complex. NCBI's taxonomy places the organism in Eukaryota, Metazoa, Chordata, Mammalia, Rodentia, Octodontidae.